AUGCCUGUCGUCAAAGGUGGAGUUUGGACUAAUAUUGAAGAUGAAAUUCUAAAAGCAAGUGUUUCGAAGUAUGGGUUGAAUCAAUGGGCUCGAGUUUCCUCACUUCUCGCAAGAAAGACACCGAAGCAAUGUAAAGCAAGAUGGAGCGAAUGGUUGGAUCCAGGAAUUCGUAAAAUUGAAUGGAGCAAGGAAGAGGAUGAAAAGUUGUUACAUUUGGCAAAAUUGAUGCCAACACAAUGGCGAACUAUUGCUCCGAUCGUUGGACGAACCGCUACUCAGUGUCUCGAAAGAUAUCAGAAAUUACUCGAUGAAGCGGAACAAAAGGAAGCUGGAGAGUUUGGACUCGGUGGACCUGACGGCGGAGAGACCAAAGCACCAUCUGCGGAUGACGUACGAAGAUUGCGACCCGGAGAAGUCGACCCAGAUCCCGAAUCGAAACCUGCGAGACCAGAUACUGUCGACUUGGAUGAGGACGAAAAGGAAAUGUUGAGCGAAGCCCGUGCUCGUUUGGCAAAUACACAGGGUAAAAAGGCGAAGAGAAAAGCUCGUGAACGUCAAUUGGAGGAGUCGAGGAGGUUGGCCGUGUUACAAAAGCGCAGAGAGCUUAAAAAUGCUGGCAUUAAUAUCAAGGUUGUCAAUCGAAAGAAGGGAAUGAUGGAUUACAAUGCCGACAUACCUUUCGAAAAAGCGCCCGCUCCUGGAUUUUAUGAUACUGGUGAUGAAUCCAUACAAAAUGAAAAGCAGAGAGCAGCUUUCGAUCCACGAAAACAACAACUUGCGAUCAAGCGCAAAGGCGACCAAGAUGAUAAUCAGGAUCUAAAACGACAAAAGAGUGACAAAAAUGCCCCAUCAGCAUCAUAUCAAGCAGCCAUAAAAGCUGGGCAGAUGCAGAAGAUUCGAGAGGCAGAGCAGAGUAGUAAGAGACGGGCUCUAGUGUUGCCAGCACCUCAGGUUGGUGAAGGGGAGCUUGAAGAAAUUGUAAAAAUGGGUAUGAUAGGAGAGAGGGCAAAUAUAAUGGCGAGGUCGAGCGAGAAUGACGCAACGAGAGGACUUGUGAAUACCUAUUCUACUAUCAAUAGUGGAGCACCAAUUCGAACACCGCGAGCUCCAGCACAGGAGGACCACAUCGCCAACGAAAUCCGAAAUAUUAGAGCUCUGACUGAGACGCAAUCAUCACUUCUAGGAGGGGAAAAUACACCCCUACACGAAGGACCCGGUAGCACAGGAUUUGAUGGGGUUACUCCUCGAAGGCAACAAAUGGAAACACCUAAUCCCAUGGCAACCCCUUUCCGUGCAAAUGGAAUUGGUGCAACUCCUGCGAGAAAUGGUGUAGGAGCCACGCCAAUGCGAACUCCUCGAGAUAGUUUUGCAUUAAAUGCAGAUGGCGAGAUGGAGUUGGUUGGAAGGACACCCCAGGAUGUCAAACUAAGGGAUAUGACACUCAAAAACUCAUUGAGAGCUGGUUUAGCGUCUUUGCCGAAGCCAAAGGAUACCGAAUGGGAGCUGGAGCUACCUGAAGAGCAACAAGAAAAUUUUGGUAUUCAAGAAUUAUCCGAGGAAGAUGCAGAGCUGAGGGACAGGCGGAAUCGCCAAAUCCGAGAAGCUCAAGAACAGUUAGAAUUCAAAAGACGGACACAAGUCUUACAAAAAGGUUUACCUCGUCCAUCAGUCAUUGAUAUCAACGCAUUAAUGAAAACUGUGGCGAAUAUUGAAGAUACAAUUGAAGGUUCCAUUGAAAGGGAAGCAGCUUUAUUGAUUGCAAAUGACGCCCUCAAGUAUCCCACGCCUGGAGCUAAAGUCAAGGGCACCUCACAAGCCAUUGAAGUGUUCGAGGACGAUGCGCUUUCGCAAGCACGAUUACAGCUACUGAUGGAAGUUCCUAAAGAUUUGGUAGAGCAAGGAUCGGAUGCUUUUAGAGCGGCAUGGGAUAACGCCCAUAAAUCCUCAUUAUUACCUGGAUUAAGUGGAUACGAUUCCGAUGAUGAGAUUGAUGAGCAUCAGAUGCUUCUAGAUGCUUUUGAUAAUGUUCAAGAAUCAAUCGUAGUCGCCGCUGAAAAGGGUAACAAAUCCGAAAAGAAACUCGCUCUCCAUCUAGGAGGUUAUCAACAAAGAGCCAAAGUGUUACGCCAAAAAAUCGGUGAAGCAGCUGAUGCUCUAUCGAAAGCUAGUUAUUCUUUAGAUGCGUUUAAAACGCUACAGAUCUCGGAAGAUGUAGCCAUUUCGAGGAGAUUGGAAGAUUUGAGGGAGAGAGUGGGAUUUGUUUCCAAGCGUGAGAGAGAAGCCCAAGAGCUAUACAAACAAAGGAAAGAGGAGUUGACGGACUUGACGGAUGGGUUAAAUGGGUUUCAUUGA
Molecule: messenger RNA, 2352 nt
Organism: Sclerotinia sclerotiorum 1980 UF-70
Lineage: Eukaryota; Fungi; Ascomycota; Leotiomycetes; Helotiales; Sclerotiniaceae
Exons: 2
Coding region: 1-2352 (783 amino acids)
Biological process (GO): mRNA splicing, via spliceosome
Cellular component (GO): spliceosomal complex; Prp19 complex
Source: RefSeq, a predicted model, not a curated record